Molecule: messenger RNA, 4544 nt
Organism: Paramuricea clavata
Lineage: Eukaryota; Metazoa; Cnidaria; Anthozoa; Malacalcyonacea; Plexauridae
Source: the annotation of a GenBank genome assembly
GAGUUUUCCCAGUUUAUGUCAGCGAAGUUUCAUUUCGUCGAUCUUGCCGGGUCAGAAAGAGCGCAUCGUACUGGCAAUGUCGGAGAGAGGUUUAAGGAAUCUGUUCAUAUCAACAGUGGGUUGUUGGCUUUGGGAAAUGUCAUCAGCGCUUUGUCUGACAGCAAAAAAAAGGUGGAUUAUUUUUUUCUGAAACUGGUUUUCAAACUAGUUGGUUUUGAACUAUGAUACUGGCGUACUUAUUUAAUGUUUUUACUUUCGUCUCCAGGCAGGUCAUAUACCAUACAGGGAUAGCAAAAUUACAAGAAUUCUCAAAGACUCGCUGGGUGGUAAUGCUAGAACUGUCAUGCUAACAUGCCUUAGUCCUGCGGCGGCUGAUCUGGCUGAGAACCUGAACUCACUAAAAUACGCUACCAGGGUAAGUUAUGAUAUCAUACCAUAAUUAGCCAUAUCAUAUAGUAAUCAUACCAUACCAUACCAUACCAUACCAUACCAUACCAUACCAGCCAGACCAUACCAAUACCCAUCAAUACCAUACCACACCAUGCCAUGCCAACCACGCCAUACCAUACCAUACCAGCCGGACCAUACCAAUACCCAUCAAUACCAUACCACACCAUGCCAUACCAACCACACCAUACCAUACCACUCCAUACCACACCAUACCAUACCAUACCACACCAUACCAUACCAUACCAUACCAUACCACACCACACCAUACCAUACCAUACCAUACCAUACCAUACCAUACCAUACCAGUUGACAAUACCAUAACACACAACACCAUACCUUACUACCCACACCAUACCAAUACUAUCAAUACCAUACCAGCCACACUAUACAUACCACACCAUACUAUAUCACACAAUACCACAUCAUACCAUAUCAUUAUUUACCAUAACAUAUGUACUUACCUUGGGUGCAUUAUUCAGACCUAACAUCUACAAAAAACUGCUUGCUACAAACACGAUGUCUUGCUGUAAUUUAGGCACGGCACACCAAGACCUAACAUCUACUGAUAACUGCUUGCUAUAAACACCAUGUCUUGCUGUAAUUUAGGCACGGCACAUCAAGAACAAGCCCAUAGUCAACCGAGAUCCACAAGCAGCCAAGUUGGCAGAGAUGCAAGAUGAAAUUCAGGUCGGUACUUAUACAUUUAAGAGGCAAUUUUUUUCAAUGUCACGUAUUUGCCAUGAAAAGUGUUCAAAACCUAAAAUCUUUUUGCGUUCCUUUCAAAAUUACUUUGUUUUAUUUUUAUUCUCUAGUGAAUACAGUUAGCCGCCUUUUUAAAUGCAUCUGCCGGUUGAGAAACAUAAAAUAAUAGUCAAAAAUUGUCAACUAAAAUAUAAUUAUCAAUGAUGCUUUAAAAUUGACGCCAUGUUUACAGUCAUAUAAGCAAAACUUACUGAACUUCAGACAUCAUUUUCUCUUUGGCGUAUCAUCUAAAAUCUUUUCAUUUUAGUAUUAUUUUACAGAUAAAGCACUAAACAUACUUUUUAAGUUUGUUUGCCGAUUGAGAAACGUAUUGAAAAAUAAAAAUUUUGAAUUUAGUCAUAACCUCAAGUGGUAUAUUAUACGCAAUAGUUUUGAGCGCGUGUUACGUAACAUAGAAGAAAAACUCCUCUUAAUAUUAAAGGCCCCGUUUACAUGAGAAGUCAAGCCGGAAUGAAAAUUGAAAUUGUCAACAUGUUUACAUGAGACCGGUACGAAAAUCAUAAAAUUUCAAUUUAUUCCCCCUUGCCAGACCAUUUGCUUUUUUAUAAAUGGCUUUUGUUAGCAUGCCCCGCUUUCUGAAAAGGUAUCAAUUUCCCGUGCGUAAUACAAAAUGACUGGAAAACGGCAAAUUUCGCAGCGCUAUAUUAUCCGCAUUUUACAACAUUUUGCAACGAAACCUCGGAAUAUUACUAAUUUUGUGAUGCUCUUUCAAGCCGUGAUGAAAUUUUUGUCUAGACCUGCGUAGAUAAAAAUUUUGUUUACUAGGUUAUUAAUAGGUCCAUUUAAAGCCUGAAUUUAACACUUGAAUUUUACACCUGAAUUUUACACCUGAAUAUUGCACCUGAAUUUUACACCCGAAUUUUCCAUCUGAAUUUUCCAUCUGAAUUUUACACCUGAAUUUUCCAUCUAAAUUUUCCAUCUGAAUUUUCCAUCUGAAUUUUACACCUGAAUUUUCCACCUGAAUUUUCCAUCUGAAUUUUCCACCUGAAUUUUCCACCUGAAUUUUACACCUGAAAUCUACACCUGAAUUUUAACACCUGAAUUUUAACACCUGAAUUUUACAUCGGAAUUUGACACCUGAAUUUAAAGCCUUAAUUUUAGACCUGAAUUAUCGUUAAUUAUCAAGUUUUCUUCUGCAGGCAUUACGUGAAGAACUCCAGAGAACUCGAGCAAAAACGUUAGAUUCAGUGAGUGAUGUUGGCGAUGGUGUUAGAAAUAAGGAAACCAUGGAGGAAUUGGAGCGGUUAGUUCCUUUGUUGAAGUAAACCUAAAUUAAACUACCGGUAGCUGUAUAAAUACUGGUCCAGUAAGGAUCAUCUCUUAUUGGUCCAGUUUUACUACAAGAGGAAACUUAAACUAAACUAACUUUAUUUAUACUGGAUAGCUCUAUCAGUUCUAAAUUGUUCUUCCUAGAGAUCCAGUAAGGAUCAUCUCUUAUUGAUCCAGUGUUACUACAGGAGAAAACCUAAACUAAACUAACUUUAUUUAUACUGGAUAGCUCUAUCAGGUCUAAACUGUUCUCCCUAGAGGUCCAGUAAGGAUCAUCUCUUAUUGAUCCAGUAUUACUACAGGAGGAAACCUAAACUAAACUAACUUUAUGUAUACUGGAUAGCUCUAUCAUUUCUAAACUAAUGAUCCAGUAAGGAUCAUCUGUUAUUGACACAGUGUUACUACAGGAGGAAACCUUUAUUUAUACUGGAUAUAGCUUUAUCAGUUCUUUGCGAAGCAAGCUGAUUACGUACUCUCUGAUUGCGUUAACGUUUCAUUUCAGAACACAGCACGACCUUGACAUAGUGCGGAGCUUACUGGACGAAGCAACAACGUUGUUAAACGAUGUAUACAAGGCGAACGGUAUGAACAGAACACUGGCACAUCAAUAUGAGCAUCUUAAAAAACGUGUUGAGAAAUUCAAAAAAGGACAGAAAAUAUCACGACCAAACUCAGCUCAGAAACAUCAGAAUGAAAUUAUCGAGGAAUUGAGAAAGGAAGUUGAGAAGGUAUGUUGCUAGUUUGUUUCUUUCUUGGUUUGUUUCAUUAAUAUUCAUUUUGGUUUGGAAUGGUAUUCUGUGGUGUGGUGUGAUACGGUUUGGAAUGGUAUGUACAGUAUGCUGUGGUAUGGUGUGAUAUGGUGUUAUAUGUUGUGGUGCAGUAUGGUGUAUAGUAUGGUAUGGUAUAGUAUGGUAUGGUAUGGUAUGGUAUGGUAUGGUAUGGUAUGGUAUACUGUAGUAUCGUAUGGUAUGACAUGGUAUGGUAUAGUAUGGUAUAGUAUGGUAUAGCAUGGUAUAGUAUACUAUACUAUAGUAUGGUAUGGUAUAGUAUGGUAUAGUAUGGUAUAGUAUGGUAUAGUAUGGUAUAGUAUAGUAUGGUAGAGUAUAGAAUUGUGUGGUAUGUUAUGUUAUGUUAUUGAAUAGUAUGGCACUAAUGCAUUACACGUGGUGUGCUAUAUGAUGUUAGGUGUGCCAUUCUAAACGUUUGUUCUUUCUCAGUACAAAAACGACUUGGCAACAGACAAUGAAAUAUUCGCUGAACGGACAAAGGAAAGUGACAGUUUACGAGACCACAUCAAGGAACUCGAACAAGAGAACUUAAAUCUCAGUGAACAACUAAAAGAUGUCUUAGAAAAACUGAAGAAACACGAUGAACAACUGUUGAAGCAACAAGUUCAGUUAAAUAAACAGAUGACACCCCGAGAAAAUGGAAUUGUUGAUGGUAUGGAGUUAGCCUUUUUCACGAUGACGAAUAUCCGCCAUUUUUGGGUAGCAUCCAAUCCUCGUUAACCAAUGCAGACAGUUAAAACAAUGUGAAAAGCAAUAUUUCAAAAUAAACUAACCAUUUACAACGCAAAUUUACCAUCAUUUGUCCAAAAAUUAUAAAAAGUCGCUGUUAUGUGGACUUAUCUCGCAGACUUCGGCUGAAAUGCCACCCAAAAAUGGCGGCGUGAGGAAGGCUAAUUGGUUGAAUUUUUUAUAAAUAAUGUUGCUGGCAAAGUAGUUAGGCGUGCGUGUGUCUUUCGUUACUGGGAUUUCAUUCUUGUGGUGUGCAGUUGUUUGAUUACAGUUUUGGCCAUUGAGUUUUGGCACAAUUCCGUUUGAGAAGAUUGUUUAAAGUUUGAUUCGGCAAGAUACUGCUGCUUGUGGUAACACUGGAUCAAUCAAGGUGCCCCUUAAAGUACUCGAGCUCUAGGGAGAACAAUUUAGAACUGAUAGAGCCUAACAAAUUGAUUUUAAUUUAUCACUACAUGUAUGGUAGAUGAAUCCAAAGAGAAUGUAGGAAAGAAACCAGUAGAAGACAUAGCUGCACAACGAGGCUCCCUCACGUCAAGUGGAGGAAAG